AUGGCCUCCAUCGUGCACCAGUAUGAAGCCGCCCAGCUCGAGCCAGCGUCCGAAUGGAGGCUGUCUGGGACCAGCCUCGUGCGCCGUCUUCGCGGCGUCGAGCUGUUGCUGAAGGCGUCGGAGCAGUUCAACGAUGGGAACUACCAAUUGACUAUGAAAACAACGCUGGAAACCCCCCUAUCCUGCGAGCAGCUCAGAAGACGCCACCAAGCAGCCUGGUGGCGCACUCGACGCGCUCUCCCGGUUGUUGGCGUGGGCUAUCCAACCCUCGACCAGGCUACGAUCGAGCUGCAUCAGACUGCCGACGAUGCCAAACAAUGGGCAGCGCAGACGUGCCUGGUGGCAGACAACACGACUGUCUCGGACGUGUAUCUCGCCCGCUCGCGCACGCAAACGGAUGCCCUAACCACCAUGACGCUGGUCGUCGACCCCAUCCGCGGCCCUCGAGGCUACGUGCUCAACAUGUCGCACACCCUCAUGAGCCUGGACAUCUUCAAGAUCAUCCAGGAGUUCAUGUUCCAGCUGGCCCGCCCUGAAAACGAGCUGGGCAUCGACGCCAUCUUCUCGCGAGAGACCACAUCCAAAACCACCUCCCGCCUGCCUCAGUCCCUCAGCCAUGCAUACGCGCUUCGCCACCAGCCUACACCACACGACCUGCAAGAAGCCUUUGCCCUGCAUCAACGCUCGCAGGAACGCUGGUCCCGGUCGACCGUUGGCAUCCCCCUGCACCCAGACCACCAGCACCGGCCAAACCGCAUCCACAACAAGACCAUCACCUUCGAGCCGUCCGAGGCAAAGACGGCCUUCAGAUUCCUCAAACAGUCCGGUGUCUCCCUCACAGCGGCCUUCUUCGCGUGCAUGACGUCCGGCAUCGCACACUCGUUCCCUUCUACAAACGCCUCCCCCGAGGGCGCCCACCUCCUCUUCUCCGCCAACGGCCGCCGCUACGUCCCCGUCUCAGCAUCCAACGGCCAGGGCCCUAUCACGAUGCCCAUCCUCCCAGCAAGCAUGUGGGUGGACGAGAAAGACGUGAAUCUGCGCCCCACCUCCCCGCAGGGUCUCCUCCGCCUGGCACGCGUCAUCGACGAAGCUCAGAACCAGGACCUUGCCUCGCCGCACAUCAUCGCCGUCUGGGACCAGAUGGGGCCUGCGCUGGCUAAGGCUCUCGAAGACGCAUACAACCUCCCUGGAGGCCCUCCGCCACCGCCGUCCGUCGGACGACCAACGCUGACCUCGCAGGGCCAGUUUAACUGCGACCUGCAUAAGCGGACGACAGAUACUGGUGCAGGGACAGCAGGCACAGACCGCAUCCGCAUGACAGACUUUAACACGGGCGGACGCUCGACGGAUCCCAGCGUGUGCUUUGCGCUGAAUAGCUUCCGCGACGAGCUGCGGUUCAACCUCCUCUUUGAUGAGAAGUUCUUUGACCAGCACGAUGUCAUGCACAUGGCUUAUGUUGUUGCGCGCCUGUUCCGCCGGCUGGUUGGCCUGGAGCCGGUGGCUGUUGCUCGACUAUAA
Molecule: messenger RNA, 1518 nt
Organism: Aspergillus puulaauensis
Lineage: Eukaryota; Fungi; Ascomycota; Eurotiomycetes; Eurotiales; Aspergillaceae
Exons: 2
Coding region: 1-1518 (505 amino acids)
Source: RefSeq, a predicted model, not a curated record